GCACCACGCAGAGUUGGAUUAUAGUGUUGCGCGCUGGUCUUCCACGGGGCUUUUUCCCUCUCUCACGUUGCCUGCACCCUCGCCACUGACCGGCCAUUGAUACAUGAUCGAAAUCAAUUGAUACAUGAUCGGAAUCAAUUGAUACAUGAUCGGGAUCAAUGCCUCCUGCACCACGGUGACCUCUGCUGAGCUUUUGGGAAACAACCGAGUGCUUCCUCGCCGGACGCGUGUUGUGAAUUAAUAACCAAGACAGCCUCACCUGGAGAGUGUGUGUGGACCGGAGUGUGUGUGUGACAGAGAGUGUGUGUGUGUUUCUCUGGAUCAGGUCAAGGUUUGAGGUGUUCCACCAGCACGCGCACAUAUUUAGACUGCAUACACACGAGUGUAUAGCGCACACCGGGGAGAUUUGCGCACCGCAUGCCGGGGACAUGUGGAAGUUUGCUCCGCUGUAACGCAGCGAGAGAGCUGCUCCACCGCCUCGUCGACCUCCCCUCUCCCUGCCCAGGGGGGGACCAAAGUCCCGGCUCACAGCCUUCAGACGCAGAAGCCCCUCCAAGGAGACCCAAAUGUAAAUUCAGCACGAGACAGCUCACAAACAUACGUGUGAAACACGGAGGGAAGCGAGGACGACGACAGAGUUCAUAGAGCCAGAGUUUGGUGAGCUCUCUGAGGGAUUUUAAGAACGCCCUUGUAUUCCCUCGCUGUUUUUGUGGGUCUCAUAUUGGCCCCCCACUUGCCGCAGUGAUGGUGGGAGCUCUGAGCCCCGUUGGCCCUGGCCGCUCCCCGGCGACUGCUCCACUUCUGCCGCUGCUGGUGACGACUGUCCUGGUCCUGGUGCUGUCCAGCGGAGCAGCCGGACAGCCCUGCCCGACCCAGUGCUCCUGCACCGGCACCACAGUGGACUGUCACGGCCAAGGGCUCCGCAGCGUGCCCAGGAACAUACCCCGGAACACGGAGAGACUGGAUCUGAAUGCAAACAACCUCACUAAGAUCACAAAGACGGAUUUUGCAGGACUGAGACAUCUGCGAGUGCUGCAGCUAAUGGAGAACAAAAUCUCCACCAUCGAGAGAGGAGCCUUUCAGGACCUGAAGGAGCUGGAGAGACUGCGCCUGAAUCGGAAUAAUCUGGCCAUCUUUCCCGAGCUGCUUUUCCUGGGAACGACGAAGCUCUACAGACUUGAUCUCAGCGAGAACCAGAUCCAGGGGGUUCCAAGGAAAGCCUUCAGGGGAGCUGUGGAGAUCAAGAACCUCCAGUUGGACUACAACCACAUCAGCUGUAUUGAGGAUGGAGCUUUCCGAGCGUUGCGUGACCUGGAAGUGCUCACCCUCAACAACAACAACAUCAGCCGACUGUCUGUGGCCAGUUUCAACCACAUGCCAAAGCUCAGGACCUUUCGCCUGCACUCCAACAACCUGCAGUGUGACUGUCACGUGGCCUGGCUGUCCGAUUGGCUGCGACAACGCCCCCGUCUGGGUCUUUACACGCAAUGCAUGGCCCCGCCACACUUGAGGGGACACAACGUGGCAGAGGUGCAGAAGAAGGAGUUUGUCUGCACAGGUCACCAGUCGUCAUCGUCCUCGUCCUGCAGUGUGUUACAGUGCCCGGAGUCGUGCACCUGCAGUAACAACAUUGUGGACUGCAGAGGGAAGGGACUGACAGAAAUACCCACCAACCUGCCUGAAACCAUUACUGAGAUCCGACUGGAGCAGAACGCCAUCAAGGUGAUCCCAGCUGGAGCCUUUUCUCCUUAUAAGAAGCUGCGCAGGAUAGAUUUGAGUAACAACCAGAUAUCGGAGCUGGCCGCAGACGCCUUCCAAGGUCUGCGCUCCCUCAACUCUCUGGUUCUAUAUGGGAACAAAAUCACUGAGAUCUCCAAAGGACUGUUUGAGGGACUAUUUUCUCUACAGCUAUUGUUACUGAAUGCCAAUAAGAUAGCGUGUCUGCGAGUGGAUGCAUUUCAGGACCUCCACAACCUCAAUCUGCUCUCGCUCUAUGACAACAAGCUCCAGACCAUCGCCAAGGGAACUUUCUCCUCGCUAAGAGCCAUUCAAACACUUCACUUAGCCCAGAACCCGUUUAUCUGUGACUGCCAUCUGAAGUGGCUGGCUGACUACCUGCAGGACAAUCCCAUCGAGACCAGCGGUGCUCGCUGCACCAGCCCGCGACGGCUCGCCAACAAACGAAUCGGACAAAUCAAGAGCAAGAAGUUCCGCUGCUCAGGUACUGAGGAUUACCGCAGCAAGCUCGGAGCCGACUGCUUCGCCGACUUGGCCUGCCCCGAGAAGUGUCGCUGCGAGGGCACCACGGUCGACUGCUCCAACCAGAAACUCAUCAAAAUACCAGAUCACAUUCCUCAGUACACCGCAGAACUGCGUCUCAACAACAAUGAAUUCACUGUGCUGGAGGCGACGGGGAUCUUCAAGAAGUUGCCUCAGCUGAGGAAGAUUAACCUGAGCAAUAACCGUAUCACUGACAUAGAGGAGGGGACAUUUGAAGGAGCCUCAGGGGUCAACGAGUUGAUUCUAACCUCCAACAAACUGGAGAACGUACACCACCGCAUGCUGAAGGGACUGAGUGGCCUCCGCACACUCAUGCUGAGGAGCAAUCGUCUCAGCUGUGUGAGUAACAGCAGCUUCGUGGGGUUGAGCUCGGUGCGUCUCCUGUCACUCUAUGACAACCAGAUCACCUCUAUGAACCCUGGAGCCUUUGACACACUGCACUCCCUGUCCACGCUAAAUCUUCUGGCCAAUCCCUUCAACUGUAACUGUCACCUGGCUUGGCUCGGUGAUUGGCUGAGGAGGAAACGCAUCGUCACUGGUAACCCUCGCUGCCAGAGCCCUUACUUCCUGAAGGAGAUCCCCAUCCAGGACGUAGCUGUCCAGGACUUUGCGUGUGAAGAUGGUAACGAUGAGAACAGCUGUUCUCCGGUGCUGAGGUGUCCAGCAGAGUGCUCCUGUCUGGACACUGUGGUGCGCUGCAGCAACAAGGGUCUCAGCAUGCUGCCCAAAGGCCUCCCCAAAGAGACCACUGAGCUGUACCUGGAUGGUAACCACUUCACUCAGGUUCCUGCGGAGCUCUCUGAAUACAAACACCUAACGUUGAUUGACUUGAGUAACAACCAGAUCAGCACAUUGUCCAACCACAGCCUCAGUAACAUGUCCGAGCUGCUUACCCUAAUCCUCAGCUACAACCGUCUGCGGUGUAUCCCUGUGAGAGCGUUCGAUGGACUCAAGUCUCUACGUCUGCUGUCUCUCCAUGGUAAUGACAUAUCACUGAUACCAGAGGGAGCCUUCAAAGAUCUGUCAUCACUUUCCCACUUGGCUCUUGGUGCCAACCCUCUGUACUGUGACUGCCACAUGCAGUGGCUGUCAGACUGGGUGAAGAGCGGCUACAAGGAGCCUGGCAUCGCCCGCUGUGCCGGGCCUGGGGACAUGACCGACAAACUGCUGCUCACCACGCCGUCCAAGAAGUUCACCUGCACAGGUCCAGUAGACAUGAGUAUCCAGGCUAAGUGUGAGCCCUGCCUGUCCAACCCCUGCAAGAACGACGGCACCUGCUCCAAUGACCCUGUGCACUAUUACCGCUGCACCUGCCCCUAUGGAUUCAAGGGCCCAAACUGUGAGGAGCCCAUUCACGCCUGCAUUGGUAACCCCUGCCAGAACGGUGGAACCUGCCAUCUGAAGGAAGGAGAAGGGAGUAACUUUUGGUGUGUGUGUCCAGAGGGCUUCGAAGGCGAUGCUUGUGAGAUCAACAUCGAUGACUGUGAAGACAACGACUGUGAGAACAACUCCACCUGUGUUGAUGGAAUCAACAACUACACAUGCAUGUGCUCCCCAGAAUACACAGGGGAGCUGUGUGAAGAGAAACUGGAUUUCUGUGCUCCGGAGCUGAACCCGUGUCAGCACGACUCAAAGUGCAUUUUGAGCCCACAGGGAUACAAAUGUGAGUGCACUCCAGGUUACGUAGGUGAGCACUGUGAGCUGGAUUUUGACGACUGUGAAGAGAACAAGUGUCAGAACGGAGGUCAGUGCAUUGAUGCCGUCAACGGAUACACCUGCAUCUGUCCAGAGGGAUACAGUGGGUUAUUCUGUGAGUUCUCUCCCCCAAUGGUCCUCCCUCGCACCAGCCCCUGCGACAACCACGAGUGUCUGAACGGGGCGCAGUGCGUCAUCGUGGGAACCGACCCUCGGUGCCAGUGUCUCCAGGGCUAUGACGGCGAGCGCUGCGAGACUCUUGUCAGUGUCAACUUUGUCAACCGCGAGUCCUACCUGCAGCUUCCCUCCAGUCUCCUCUCACCAGAGACCAACAUCAGCCUACAGAUCGCCACAGAUGAGGACAGCGGUGUGUUACUGUACAAAGGGGACAAUGAUCACAUUGCCAUGGAGCUGUACAGGGGACGCCUCAGGGUCAGUUACGACACCGGGUCCUACCCUCCUUCUGCAAUAUAUAGUGUGGAGACAGUGAAUGAUGGCAGUUUUCAUGCGGUGGAAUUAGUAGCAUCAGACCAGACUCUGUCCCUGUCCAUCGAUGGCGGGACGCCCAAAUCCAUUUACUCCAUCAGCAAACAAUCCACGCUCAACAUAGACUCUCCACUUUACCUGGGAGGGAUGCCAGAGCGUGCUUCUGCCUCGGGGGGUCUGUCGGCCCUGCAGCAAAGCUCAGGUGGACACAACGGCACCAGCUUCCACGGCUGCCUCCGUAACCUUUACAUUAAUGGGAAGCUCCAGGACCUUGGGGCUGGGUUGGGGGCUGGGUUGGGGCCAGGGACUCCAGGCUCUGGGACGGCACAGAGCACCACCAGUCAGUUGCUGGGUCAAGGAGUGGAGCCAGGCUGCCAGCCGUGCCAGAGAGGUGCCUGUGUCCAGGGUGACUGCCACGCUACAGGGCACCGAGGCUUCACCUGCACCUGUCACCCGGGUUGGACGGGAGCACUGUGUGACCAGCAAGUUAACAACCCCUGUGACGGCAAUAAGUGUAUCCAUGGCACGUGCCUUCCAAUCAACUCCUACUCAUACUCCUGCCGCUGCCAGCCUGGUUUUGCCGGCGUCCUCUGCGAUGAGCAGGACCAGGACACAGCUAAUCCCUGCAGUCUGUCUCGCUGUAAACAUGGCAAAUGCCGGGUGUCAGGCCUGGGUAAAGCAUACUGCGAGUGCAACAGUGGAUACACAGGGGAGGCGUGUGACAGAGCAUCUCCUGAGCCUCCUCUUAACCCCACACGGGGGGUUACACAGAGGUGGCCUGCCGAGGGGAACGGAUCCGAGAUGUCUACCAGAGACAGCAAGGCUACGCGGCGUGCCAAACCCAGGAGAAGGUCUCCCGUCUAGAGUGUCGGGGCAGCUGCACGGGGGGAGCAGAAGGACAAGGCACCUGCUGCACCCCCCUCCGCAGCAAACGCAGGAAAUACACCUUCCAGUGCACUGAUGGCUCGUCUUUUGUCCAGGAAGUUGAGAAAGUGGUCAAGUGCGGCUGUACAAAGUGCUCCUCAUAAAAAAAAAGAAAGAAAGGAAAAAAAGACACAAUACCCUUGGAAGAUUUCCUCCUUCGCCAGAUAUGUUCUGUGUUCCUGCCCGCCUUACUUGACCCCCGUCUCCUGAUUCUUCCAGCCUCUACAGUCCUCCCCCCACCAACUUUUUUUUUUUAAACCCUGAAAAAAGUAAUAAAAAAGAACACGAGAAAAAAAAAAGGUUUCUUUUCUUGUCAGUGCUGGACUGAUGAUUGAUGCUUCCUCGGUGGGGAUGUUGAAUUGUAUUGUAAAGUACAAAAACAGACUUAUUUUUUAUUAUGAAGUGGAGAAAAAGACAAAAAAAAAACCCACAAGCAUUGACUUUUUCCUGACACCUUCCGCUUUUCGUUUGGUCACAAUGACUCCGAUGAUGUGCCACACUGUCUCUUCCCCUGGAGGACUGACCGGUCACUGGCGGCCGACCGCUUCCUGUAGACUUCCUGCUUCCUGUCUGUGAGUCAUGUGUUUUAGGAGUUAACCUUAAUCGGUAGUACCACAGACUCACCACUGAAAGGAACUGCGUUGUGGCACGGGAGAGGGCGGACGGCGAUCACCCCCCACCCCCACCCCCACCCCACCAACAACUCGACAAACCACCACAGUCUCCCAUAACAGGCCUCCUGAACCCUCUGAGACUGUGUGCACAACCCUGCACAUAGCCUUGCUCAAACUUGUGGUAUUUUAUACAGCUACUGAACAACAUACACACACAUGCAUAUGUUCUCACUUGUAGAACAGUCACACACAUUUCUUGCCAGGUUAAAUAUACUUCUCUCUGUUUAUCGCCCCGCUCCAGUCAUGGAUGACAAGUAUUUAUUGUAUCAUAAAUACCUGUUCCUAUUCAGUAGAUCCCCCAUGUAUCAAUCUGAUUCUUUUAAUAUAUAUUAAUUUAUAUUUGUCCUUAUUUUUGUAUUAAAAAGACAUAAUCUGUCAAGAUAGCUGAACUAACAAGAUGGUGUCCUUUAUUUUGGUUGAAGAGAAGUUGUUUUUUGUUUUUUUUUGAUCGCUGAAACUCUUGUGCUUGCCAGAGACCUUAGUUACAUUUUAAUCUGCAAAUGUGACGUGAAGACAUUGUAUAUUUUUGUCACGUUUCCUGAGAGUUUGUACUGUGCCAUUGCCAGAAGGUCUUUAUAUUAGAGUAUAAAUGUAUAGAUAAUUUCCCUACCUAUGUAUUCCACACACAGAUCUUGUGCGUAGCAUUGACCCUUAGAGGAUUCUUAGAACAGUUUUUACCUUUUUAACAAAUUUAUGCUUUAAGAAUACUGUGACUUUUUCUAAAUGAAACUACUUUGUUAGCCCCUUGGUCUCCGAUGUUAACAUGUUGCUGCUAAGUUUUUGUACCGUAGACUUGGAUCCUGAUCUGUAUGUUAUAUAGAACCUCCUGCCCCAACUGUGCGGGGGGCACCUUGUGUAACAGAUAAAUAUGUCCCCCCUCCACCUCUACACAUGUGCAUUGUGCUUUAUAUUCCCUCCCUUCUCCAUCCCCAGACUAAUGUCAGUUCCCUGACUGAUGUUUGUUUAUUAAACACAAUAUUUACCUCA
Molecule: messenger RNA, 7046 nt
Organism: Paralichthys olivaceus (Japanese flounder)
Lineage: Eukaryota; Metazoa; Chordata; Actinopteri; Pleuronectiformes; Paralichthyidae
Source: RefSeq, a predicted model, not a curated record